AUGAAAGCCAUCAACCAGCACAUUAUGUGCAGCCUGUGUGCCGGCUAUCUCGUCGACGCCACCACCAUUACCGAGUGUCUUCACACCUUCUGUAAGACGUGCAUCGUGAAAUACCUGCAGACUUGCAACAGUUGCCCCAUCUGCACGACUGUUGUUCACGAGACUCAGCCGCUGCUUAACCUCCGCCCAGACAGAACCAUGCAAGAUAUUGUCUACAAGCUGGUACCGGGGCUCUACAAGGAAGAAAGAGAAAGACGAGAAAGAUUUUACUUGGAACGAGGAGAAGCCGAUCCCAAUUGUCGCCCACCUCCGAUGGACCCGGUGGAUACGAGCACCGAGUUUUCUCAGAACCACUUCAGCAGAGAUGAAGACCUCUUAUCUCUGCAGGUCGAGCCACACUCAACAGUUGCUGACUAUCCUUCAGUGCAGUUGCAGGAGCUGACUCGGAAGUUCAUGCGCAUGUCUUCCCGUGCAGCAGUUCAUCAGCUGAAGUGGUUUCUGGUCCACAAACUGUGUGUGCCUGCCCUCUAUGAGCUCGACCUGGUGUGUGACGAAAACAUACUUCACAAAGACAGCACUCUCAAGUUCAUCUGGCUCUCGUACUGGCUGAAGAAACAGCCUCCUCUCAUCAUACACUAUAAACUGAAGCCCAGACUAGUCUGA
Geodia barretti is the source of this 663-nucleotide messenger RNA. The record is from the annotation of a GenBank genome assembly. NCBI's taxonomy places the organism in Eukaryota, Metazoa, Porifera, Demospongiae, Tetractinellida, Geodiidae.